Molecule: messenger RNA, 1774 nt
Organism: Entrophospora sp. SA101
Lineage: Eukaryota; Fungi; Glomeromycota; Glomeromycetes; Entrophosporales; Entrophosporaceae
Source: the annotation of a GenBank genome assembly
AGUAGUUUAUCAGAAGGGGGAAGACUUUAGAACAAUGAUCUCAAACCUGGAUGAUGAUGACUUAUACUCAGCAGAAGUUGACCAAACCGUCAAUGGUUCAUUUGUUUAUGGCGCAACUCCAAUAGAAACAACAACGAAAAAUACAUUCGAAACAACUUCCGCUUCAAUAGAGAAAAUGGCUAAAGUUGAAGCAGAGGUGGAGGCGGAGGAAGAUAUAUCGUUGAAUUUUGAGGGUGAAGAUAAAGACACGUUUGUUUUAAUAUCCGGCUUAUGGGGCUUUGAUACUAUCGAGAUAAAUUUACCAGGUGGAAAAAACUACACAAUUGCUGAUUAUUGGAGCGAUGUCAAAGAAAUCGUCGAAGAUCCAAUUAUCGUUAAACCAAGUCCUCUUGGUUCCGUUCAUGAUAGAGCGGUUGAAAUUUUUUAUCAAUUGAAGGGUGGUCAAGUUGACUAUGGACUCUCUCAUUCUCAUCGAUUCUGUCAUAAGCAAUUAGGUCAAACAUAUGAUGGUGUAAUUCCUGAUUGGGAUGCUGAAAAUCCAAUCGUUUUAAUUGGUAAAGGAUAUGGCGCAACAACAGCACUUCAUCUUCAACAUCUUUUAGAAACAAAUUUCUUUGGCCAAAACACUUCAGGAACGUGGAUAAAAGCCAUAAUUUGUUUAUCAGCUCCUCAUCGUGGUUCGACUCUCCCUUACUUACUUGGUCUUGAACCUGGCUCAAAGUGUAUCGUCCAUCCACUUAGCAUCCUUCAAUUUAUCUUAUCGAUGGUUCAUUUAAUUUGCUAUUUUGCUUGUUUGGAGCGUUUUUUCUCAUUCCAGCUGUUGAGUGAUAAAUGGAAUUUGAGAAGGAAAGGAUGUGAUGGUGGCGAGCAAUCAAUAUGGAGUGCCAUUUCUGCUCGCAGUCGAUUUGCUUAUUUUGGUGAUAAUUUUUUGGUGGAUUGGUCGGUUGAAGGUGCUAGGAUGAGGUAUGCUGGCGAGGAGAAGGAUAAACAUUGUUUGAACAGUAGUUGUGUCUACAUCAACUAUAUAACCACCGGUCAAUCAUGGAGAUCAAAAGUCACCGGUUAUUAUUGGCCUCGUUUAAGUUGGAACAACAUACCUACCUUUUUGAUUUCAUUUUUCCUUGGUCGCUACAAAUUUUCUUCUGAUUCAGAACAACAAGUAUUACAAACAUCGUCAUCGACGUUUUGGGAAAAUAAUGGCACUCUCUCCACCUACUCACAAUUACCACCACCUCAUCAACCAAUCCAUAUGAACUUGGUACUAAACGAAAAAUUGUUUGAUCCUGUUGAACAUCAACUGCAACCAGGCGCUUGGUAUAAUUUGUAUGUGGACGAUCGUGCGCACACUAUUUUAUUUGCUGAUAAAAAAAAAAAUCAACAACAAAAAUUAUCAUCGUUAUCAUCGACGAUCUCUCGAUUUCUCCCAUCAAUAAUAAUAAACAAUAAAAAAUUGAUACCACAACAAAUAUAUGAUCUAAAGAUUAUUAAACAAUUCAACGACUCACUUUAUUUUGGAAAUUCUAAUGAAAAUUUCGAAACAUCUGACAAGGCAGCUUUGGAAUGGAUGACUAGGGUUGAGACAACUGGCGUAUUGAGUAGUCCAAGUAGAUUGCUUUAUUGGAUGAAUCAAUCACAUUAUGCUGUUGCGGAUCAAAGAAAUAAAGUUCAACAAAAUGACGGUCCCAUGUUCAUCAGAGCGAGACAUAAAAUGACAGCUGAAGAUUAUAAAGCUACAGUGAUGAAUGGGAAUGGUAAAUUGAACGUUUUAAUUUGA